Dendroctonus ponderosae (mountain pine beetle) is the source of this 1650-nucleotide messenger RNA. RefSeq names its product lipid droplet-associated hydrolase. Bases 358 to 1266 code for a protein of 302 amino acids. Gene Ontology annotation, biological process: lipid storage. The transcript has 4 exons. Gene Ontology annotation, cellular component: lipid droplet. Gene Ontology annotation, molecular function: lipase activity. The record is from RefSeq and is a predicted model, not a curated record. Lineage: Eukaryota; Metazoa; Arthropoda; Insecta; Coleoptera; Curculionidae.
CGUACAUGGGAAAAUACAAAACAUACACAGGGUGUGUCAUUGAAACAUGCAUAGCCAACUCUUUGAUAAAACAUAAAAAACUGCGAUAAAUCUGACUAGCAAUAAAAAUGAUACCCUGCGUAUUUGACACAAUGCAGCUAUGCUACCUAAGCACGCCAUGCUUUUAUAAUAAGCAAAACAAUUGAAGCUGACACUGUUAUUGAUAGUUUGUCAGGGAAACUUGUCAAAAAAAACGUUCACUACGUAAAAAAGGGGAAAACCGUCGAGAAAGUCAAUACAAAUGUAAAUAAUUUGCAAAUACUCCAGAUUUCCAUUCCAUUGGGGCAGAUCGAAUGCAAACAAAUACUUAUAGUUAGCAUGAAUGAAGCAUUUGUGGAAGUAAAUGGGGUUCGCACGAAAAUUGCUACUUGGGGCAGAUGGAUUGAAGAAUCUCCUGCGACCAUCAAGGAACUCAUCAUCUUAAUACCAGGAAACCCAGGCGUUGUGGGAUUCUACAAGCAAUUUGCCAAUUCGCUCUAUGAAAAAACGGAUAUUCCAGUUUGGUGUCUCAGCCAUGCGGGCCACAACUUAGCAGAAAAUUCCAUAACAAAAUUGCCUAACUUUACAGAGCAUCGGAAUCUCUAUGGGUUGAAAGGACAAGUUAAACACAAGGUAGAUUUCCUCGAAAAAUAUUUGCCACACGAUGCCAAAGUCUAUCUGAUAGGACACUCAAUAGGAAGCUAUAUGGCCCUUGAGGUUUUAAACUACCCGGGUAUAAAUAGUAAGAUUAUAAAAACUUAUUUGCUGUUUCCUACAAUAGAACGAAUGGCUGUAACAAAAAAUGGCAAGUUUUUGAAUACUUUUGUUCGGCCUCUGGUUUGGUUGUUACUUUUUUGCUCAUGGAUCUUCACUGUUCUGCCCAAUUUCCUUGCUAACUUUCUGUUGUACAUUUAUAUGAUAAUCAGCAACGUGCCUUGCCAGAGUCAAAUGGGCAAUAUUAAAGAACUAUUAAAGCCCGGGGUUUUAAGGAGAGUUUUUUUCUUAGCAUUUGAAGAGAUGGACCAAGUGUUGGAGAGAAACGAUAAAAUUCUGCAUGACAACAUUGACAAAGUCAAAUUGUAUUAUGGUAAAACAGAUGGGUGGGCGCCCGAAGAGUUCUACGGCAAAAUAAAACAAGAUUUGCCCAAUGUCGAUGCAGAAUUGACUAAUAUAUGUCAUACUUUUGUUUUUAAUCACAGUGUGGAUGUGGCUGCCACUGUCUGUAAAUGGAUCAAAAGCACGAAAUAAGCGUUGAAAGCUGGUGUCGGGUUUAAUCAGAAUGUAUUUCACUUUAUUUUUAUAAUACUGUCAAACCAAUGAGCAAUUUUUUAAAUUUAGCUUUAAUAAAGAACAGAGCGACGAUUUAUUUUGUCAUGAAAAGUAAAAUGACGAGAAUCUCAGAAAUUAUCACUAAAUAGAAAAAUAAGCUGUAGCUGUAGUAUUGUAUAUGUUACAGACCCUAUGUGUAAAACCGGCAGUAUAUAAAGUGACUAAAAAUACAUAUGUAUAGUGUAGGAGAUGGGUCUUUUCAUAGCCGUCUGAUUUAUCUGGAGAAGUUAAAAACCUUAAGCCACAUAUUUGUACAAUAUUGAAGAAACGCUAGGCAUAAUAAAACACUUUUCGAGUCGAAAA